This is a messenger RNA of Ctenocephalides felis (cat flea), 453 nucleotides long. RefSeq names its product protein ZBED8-like. The coding region runs from base 1 to 453 and encodes 150 amino acids. The transcript has a single exon. NCBI's taxonomy places the organism in Eukaryota, Metazoa, Arthropoda, Insecta, Siphonaptera, Pulicidae. The record is from RefSeq and is a predicted model, not a curated record.
AUGAAACCGAACAAAUUAAAAGAACAUUUUGCUACAGUUCACAAGCAGUUUGCAGAUAAAAAUAUAGAUUUUUUUAAGGAAAAGGAGAAGAUUCUGAAGUUUUUGCGCAUGGAUUCUACAGGCAACAUACAGAAAGCAAAUGAAUCAUACCUUCAAGCUUCAUACAAAAUUGCUUAUCGCAUCGCACGUAAUAAAAAACCACACACUAAAGGAGAGGACCUCAUCAAACCUUGCUUAUUAGAUGCGGCAACACUUGUUAUAGGUAAGCAACAUGUAGCUAAGAUUAAACAAAUAUCACUCUCAAACAAUACCAUUCAAAGACGCAUAUGUGAAAUGAGUGCCGAUAUUUUAGCAACCGUUAUUGCUGAAAUAAAGGAAAGUCCUAUGUUUGCACUGCAGUUGGACGAGUCCACAGAUGUUGCUUCGUGUUCACAAUUAUUAAUGUUCGCAUGA